UUCUCCUUUUUUCUCCUCUUUCCUCUCUUUGAAAUACGCACGCACGAUCAAAGCUAUCUCUGUUCUCUUUCUUCUCUUUCCCACUUGGUGAUUAUGACUCUCUCUCUUUCUCUCGAUUCUAACUCUAGAUGAUGUGGUUAUUGUAGUUGACAUUCACUCAUCGAUGAGCUAUGAUACAACAAAUCCAGAUCUCGAACUCAACUCAUCCAUUGUCUUAGAAUCACAAAGUCUCUCAGGUCAUGGCUUCGACUCAACAAAGGUUGAUUACGGCUGCUGAUGAAGGAGACAUCAAUGGCUUGUACGUGUGCAUAAGAGAAGACCCACAUAUUUUGGAUAAAAUAGAUGACAUUCCUUUUGUUGAUACUCCUUUACACAGAGCCGCCGCUGCUGGAAGUACCGAUUUCGCCUCAGAAAUGAUGAACUUAAAGCCAUCAUUUGGUAUGAAGCUGAACCCAGGUGGGCUAAGUCCCUUGCACUUGGCUUUGCGAAAUCGGCACUUUGAGACUGUGAGACAGCUCAUAAGUUUUGACAAGGAGCUCAUACGCGUCAAAGGAAGGCAGAGCUACACUGCUUUGCACUACGUAGCCCUACGAAAUGAAUUUGAUUGGUUGGCUGAAUUUUUAUGUGCUUGUCCGGCAGCAAUAGAGGACCGGACAAUUCGAGGUGAGACUGCAUUGCAUAUUGCUGUGAGAAGAUCGAAUUCAGAAGCUUUUGAAGUGCUGUUAGGAUGGAUGCGCAGAACCCAUAGACGAAAGAUCCUAAACUGGACGGAUAAUGAAGGCAACACCGUGCUGCAUAUUGCAGUGUUCACUUUACAACCCCAGAUUGUGAAGUCAAUACUUGACCAAAACUACAUUAACAGAAAUGCAGAGAAUUUCGAGGGUUUGACGGCCAGAGACUUCGCUAUUGAACUUGGUGAAAGUGAAGCGAGAAGAGAAAUUCUUGAUAUGUUAUUCCCAGAAUUUUUACAUGGUGCUAAUAUUAAUAAUACGUAUAGUCUGGGUGAUUUUUUAAAGUCGGGUGAUGGUGUUUUGGAAGGAAUAUGCGGAUGGAUUUUUAGAAUGCGAAGUGGUUUGUCAUUGGGGGAUCCAUUUCUCAGUUUGGUACGACUAGUAUUGAGUGUUUUGGAAGUUAUACAUGGAUGGAUUGCUAGAUUGGGACGAAGUAUGAAAUCCGCAAUUUACAAACGCCCACUCAUACCAAAUUUACUACUGGUAAUCUGCAUGUUCCCAGUUCUAAUCAAGAAUUUUAACACCAUCACGUCCACUUUCGGACUUAGCCUUCCAAGCAGAGUCCUUGAUAACAAUCAUAAUCUUCCUAUUUCCAACACCACUGCUUACAACAUCUCGAGUUCAAGUCACACUUUAGGGUCACUGGAGGUUUGUCCGGUCGUUAACUUCAGUCAUACCUUAGAGUCACUGGAGGUUUGCCCGGUUGUUAAUUUCAGAGCUCCAAGAUUAGUUGAGGUGAUCGAAAGCUGGCUCGGACCCUCGGAUAUCAAAAAGAAAAACACCUCUAAUGGAGAAGCUGUUACAUUCGGAAACAACUUCUCAUUAUUAUUUCAUAAUGAAGUUGCAUUCCGCGUUGCGUUGUUAAUCAUGAUGUCUUUAAUUUUCAGACCAAGUAUUGUCUUCCUAUACUGUUUGACGACUAUCUUGAAGAUAUCAAAUGACUACAUAUCAACAUCAUUCUCAGCCGGUGACAUUAUUGACAGACUACCCCUUUCGGCACUUUUGGCUUGUGUAUUUAGUUUCUUUGUCAGUUCAUACUGGAAUGAAAUGAUAGACCUGCCAUCCCAUCGGAUGAAACGCUUUCAGAUGUUGCAACGUUUGUUUGAUGAAUUAAAUUAAAAAAAAUUCAUUGCAUCUGUGGCAAAAUCAGGUGAGCCGAAGAAUAUAUAUGGGAGUGGUGGUCCAUAGAUUCUUCAACAAGCGUUCAUCUCUGAUCAUAAGUUGCUGCUGCCUGUAAUUGUCUCCUGUAGAUUACCAUAUGUCUUUUUUAUGAAUUGAGUUCUCCGCCUCUCCUUAUUGUUGGUUUAUCAUUAUCCUCUUUGUAUUUUGAUAUUUUUAUCAAUAAAGUUUGUUUUUGUUGAUAAAAAAAUUGAACUCUCAAUUUGUGCUUCA
Molecule: messenger RNA, 2123 nt
Organism: Camellia sinensis
Lineage: Eukaryota; Viridiplantae; Streptophyta; Magnoliopsida; Ericales; Theaceae
Source: RefSeq, a predicted model, not a curated record